AUGCAACAGCAGCAGGCCCCUAACCCUCCGGGCUACGGCCCUCCCGUAACAGCGCCAGCCCCCCGACGACCACUCUCCCCAGCGCCUUCAUACCACACUCUCCCCCCAGACACGGAAGCCACCUUAUCGUCAACAUCCACAUCUCGCAGCAGCAACAACAACAACAACAAUAACGCCCUCCUCAACGCCGCGCGCACCGCCCCAGACGCCAUACUCAGCCACCUCAUCCUCAGCAACCACCCAGCCCCGCCCUCCAAACACCUCAACCUCGGCGCCAAUGGCGCCAACGGCGGCUCCGGCACCGCGCGCCACCUCAGCGCCAGCUCCGCGGACGGCAAAGGGCGCUACCGCGUCUCCUUCCCCAGCAGCAUGGAGGCGCGCGUGGGGAAGGUGGUGGGCGGCGGGCCAGGAGGGUUGGCGGUGCAGGAGGACAUCGCGAGCGUGCAGUACAGUAGUCGCGGCUUCAAGGUGGUGGAGUUGACGGUGGAGGCCGGGGUGAAGAGACGCGAGGUGGUGGUGUUGGAGGUCGGGUAUGAGGAGUUGCAGGCGCAGAGGGGAAUGCGUGUCGGUAUGCGCGUAGGGGGGGUGGAGAGGGGGCUAAGAUGGGUGGUUGUGGGCGUUGGGGAGGAGGAGGCUGGCCUGGCACCGUCGGGAGGUGAUGGGAGGCGCAAGUCCGGCGAGAGGGGAGGGUCCGGCCGACUUCCGGCCGGGGCGCAUGAGAAGCGCAGGCAGCAGGCUGCCUUCUCGGCCUUGCGGCUGGUGGACGCCGAGGGAAACGUUUAUGCCGAGUACAGCCAUGAGGUGGGCCUGCCGAGCGUGAUGAGCGAGGAGCGCUGGGGUCGUGUGAGCAUCAGGAGUCGGGUGGUGAUGCUAGAUGAGGGGGUGGAUCGGGCGUUUGUCACGCUGGCGGCGCUGCUAGAGUGCUACGUGAGGAUUUUUGGGCAGGUCAGGAAGGAGGAGCGGCAUUGGGGGAACUUUGCGGGCGGUGUGGCUUGUUCUGUGAUGUGA
This is a messenger RNA of Cyphellophora europaea CBS 101466, 1008 nucleotides long. RefSeq lists its product as uncharacterized. Lineage: Eukaryota; Fungi; Ascomycota; Eurotiomycetes; Chaetothyriales; Cyphellophoraceae. The record is from RefSeq and is a predicted model, not a curated record. The transcript has a single exon. The coding region runs from base 1 to 1008 and encodes 335 amino acids.